Amyelois transitella is the source of this 2001-nucleotide messenger RNA. RefSeq names its product zinc finger protein 883. The transcript is spliced from 5 exons. Lineage: Eukaryota; Metazoa; Arthropoda; Insecta; Lepidoptera; Pyralidae. Gene Ontology annotation, molecular function: zinc ion binding; DNA-binding transcription factor activity, RNA polymerase II-specific; RNA polymerase II cis-regulatory region sequence-specific DNA binding. Bases 78 to 1667 code for a protein of 529 amino acids. The record is from RefSeq and is a predicted model, not a curated record. Gene Ontology annotation, cellular component: nucleus. Gene Ontology annotation, biological process: regulation of transcription by RNA polymerase II.
GUUAAAUCAUUUUAUCAAAAAUAUUACUUUUUCUGACUUAAAUUAAGAUUGUUUAUUAUUGUUUACUUAUCUUUAGAAUGGAAUCCCAAAUAAAUGCAAAUUUGACUGUAUGUAGACUGUGCCUUGCCACCAACUGCCGUUUGUUUACGAUAGCAAAUACUCCAUUGCAGUAUGUGUAUGAGAAAAUUACCAAUAUUGAUUUAAUCACACAAGACAUGAGACCCACAACAUCUUGUAACAUAUGCUAUGCACUUCUGAAAAAAUUCCACAAAUUUAUGCAAACUACUAGAAAAGCGGAAAUAUUACUUACAGAAAUGUACAAGGAAAAUGUUGAGGUAAUCAAUAAAAUAUUAUCAGAUAUAGAUGGGCAAGCCAAUGGAUUAAACGGAUCAUUGAGCAUUUUCAGACUAGAUUCUACUGACAUCCCACCGCAUGAAAGUGUACAGCACAAAAUUAAAUUAGAGCCUGUUUUGGAAGAGUUAUCUCAAGACAUGACUACUCCCUUUAACGAUGAUGGUUGUGAUUACCAAGAUGGUGCUGAGCAAGAAGAAGUGCAAUAUGAUUUAGAUACAAUAGUCAAAAUGGAGGAAGUGGUUUCUGAAGGUCCUGCCCCUGCAAACAACUUAAAACUCAAGAUACAAGAUUUAAAGAGAAAGACUAGGCAGAUUCCAAUAAAAAGUAAAUCAAAUGAAAAUAAAAAAAUUAGACCUAAAAAGAAAACUUAUGAGUGCGAUGUCUGUAAAAAACAGUUUGUUAAAAACUCGCAUUUGACCAGUCAUUUGAAGACUCACACCGGUGACAAAGCACACCAAUGCCAUAUAUGUGAGCGCCAAUUUUCUCAGAAACAAAACUUGAAAGUCCAUUUAAGUACGCACUGCGUCGAGAAACCAUACGAAUGCAACUUCUGCCAACGACGGUUUAGAGCGAAACGUAAUUUGCAAAUUCAUUUAGUCACACACGAAAGCGAGAAACCGUCGUUUAUUUGCGAUGUUUGUCAACGUGUUUUCCAUCAUAGAUGCAGUUUGUAUUAUCACAUAAAAACUCACUCUACAAUGCGGCCAUUUCAGUGUCAUGUGUGUCAUCAAGGCUUCCGAGAGAAAAAUCAUCUGUCGGUGCAUUUAAGAAUACAUUCGGGCGAAACUCCAUUCGUUUGUAAGUUCUGCCAGCGUAAAUUUAACAGCUCCGGAAGUUUAGUUAAACAUAUUAGGAUACAUACCGGUGAGAAACCAUACGAAUGCAAUGUUUGCCACCGACGGUUCACGCAAACAUCACAUUUGGCCGGCCAUUUAAAGACUCAUACUGGCGAGAAACCACACGAAUGUAUGGUUUGUCAGCGUCGGUUUUAUACAAAUGCUUUACUCAAAAUUCAUUUAAGGACACACACAGGUGAAAAACCUUACGAAUGUAAUAUUUGCCAACGAAGAUUCGCCAGAGGAACACAUUUGACACGACAUACAAGGACCCAUACUGGAGAGAAACCUCAUGAGUGUCAUAUUUGCCAUCACAGAUUUAUUCAAUCAACAGAUUUGAAAACGCAUUUAAGAACACACACAGGCGACAAACCAUUUGAAUGUAGUAUAUGUCAGAGUAAGUUUAAUUUAAAAAGCAAGUUGAAGAAACAUUUUGAGACACAUUCGUCUGAAAAAUCUGUUGAUGGCAAUAGUUGAUAAUUGAUUGUGAUAUAAGUCUUAGUAAGUCUAAGUACUUAUUCGGGUGUAUAAGCUUUAAUUAUCUUAAGCUGCGUGUACACUUAGCUUUUCUUCUAUGGACUGUUGGAAAACCCGACAAGCUAUAUUCAGUUUACACGUACGUUUGCGGCUCGAUGCCUUCACAGCUGACACAUAAGAGUCAAACUACCCAAGUACUGCAAACUCGCCUCUAUUACAGAGCUCUAGAGAUCCUUGCAGGGUUCAUCGUAUGAGCAACAGAAAUGGUAAAAGACAGACAAGAUUAGAUCUGAAAAGUAAGUCCAUACAGUGUUAGUAAAUAUAAAUAAAUAAA